UGCCAUCUUUGAUUCUGCUAUAGGCCGCAGCGGGAGCCGCUCGGUCUCUCCGAAACAAAUAAAGAAAUAAGAACAACGUGAAGGAAACAAAGACACGUCUCAGGAAAGGGAGGAUUACCGAGCGCUUCACCUCCACACAGAAAGGGGAAGACGCUGAUAUAUAGAGAGCGGCUGAGGAGAAACUGCAGACACCAUUGUAAUUCACCCCCUGCACUCCCUCCAAACACAGAAAGAAAGAAAGAGAGAGAAAAAAAGAAAGAAAGAAAGGCAGGCUGAGGGGUGUCACCUGCCUGGACUGGGGGAGUCUUCACCACACCGAGCAGGACAAGAAGAGGAGAGGGACCGGCAGAGAGAGGAGGCUGGUUCUGAGGGUGAGGCCGGAGGUACCAGACUCAAUGAGUUGCCAUCGACAUGUCCGAGAAGUCAGGCCAGAGCGCAAAGGCAAAGGAUGGGAAGACCAAGUACGCGACCCUCAGCCUCUUUAACACAUACAAGGGAAAGCCGCUGGAGACCCAGAAGACUGCAGUAGCUGCCAGGCAUGGGCUCCAGAGCCUGGGCAAGGUGGCCUCCAACAGGCGCAUGCCACCUCCAGCCAACCUGCCGAGCCUGAAAGCGGAGAACAAGGGGAAUGAUCCCAACGUGAACAUCGUUCCCAAGGACGGGAGCGGCUGGGCGUCGCGGCAAGACCAGCCCGGGGAGGAGCGGCCCCCGGAGAUACCCACACCCCCACCCAAACCAGGGCCCCCAGCCCCCCAGGAGGUAGCCAGUGGGGCCAGCCGGUCCUGGGGCAGCAGUAAGCUGGUGGGGCAGGGAGAUGGUGGCCCCCGGAUAAACAGCCACUUCCAGCAGGAGUUUCCUAGUCUGCAGGCAGCAGGGGAGCUGGAGAAGCCCGGGUCGGACAAGGAGCAGCCAGAGGAGCCCUAUGGACCGGGGCCCAGCCUGCGACCUCAGAAUGUUGGCAGCUGGAGGGAGGGCGGUGGAAGGAACCUGAGCAUGGCCGGCUCCGAGCCUGACGUCGGAGCCCCUUCAGCGGAGGAGGGAGGCAGUAGCACCCCCUCUCCCACCCCGGAGCAAGCCGAGCCCUGCAGGGCAGCGAGCGAGCAGCGGGAAGGAAAGAGGGAGGGCAGGGAGAGGCUCCCCUACAGCACCCAGCCUCCUCCGCAGGGGCUCGGCCAGGUCAAACUCAACGGGGGGCAGCCGUCGCCACUGGGAGUGCCUCCACAGUUCCACCCCCAGUUCAGAGGCAUCAUGCCCCCCUAUAUGUUCCACGCCUAUCCCCGCAUGCCCUCCCUACCGAUGCAGGGCCCUUGCAGGUACCCGCUCCCUCCACAAGAAGCUGGGAAAGGCCUCAGGGCUGCCGGUCGAGCCCCACAGUCGUGGCCCCAGGACGGGGUGGACAGGCCCUCCAUCAUCAGUGCCACAGAGCUCAAGGAGCUGGACGUUCUGGACACAGAUGUGGACGAGGGCUGGGCUGGAGCCCAGAUGGAGGUGGAUUACACAGAGAAGCUCAACUUCAGCGAUGAUGAGGAGAACCAGGCCAACAAAGACAAGGGAGACAACUGGGAGUGGAUGCGCACCCGGAGUUCGCAGUGCUCCGAACGGUGGAAGGAGGGAGAGGGGUCCUGGGGCGAGAGUGCUGCUCCUGCACCCCUUUCACCCAACACCAGGGGGCAGCACAGCAAGACCAGCCAGCCCCUGGAGUACCAGUCUGCAGGCCGCCCCCCAGCAGUAGCAGCUGCAGCAGGAGCACCGUCCCGGGGGAAGCUGCAGGCAGUGACAGGGGCCCCUGAGUCUGAGGACUCGGAGGCAUGGAGGCUGAAGCGCAAGAAGCAGACGGAGCCUACCGAGGCCGUGGAACGGGCGCGGCGCAGGCGCGAGGAGGAGGAGCGGAGGAUGGAGGAGCAGCGGCUGGCAGCCUGCGCGGAGAAACUCAAGAGGCUCAACGAGAAAUUCGGCACCCCGGCCGUCGCCACCGCCGCGGCAGCGUCUCCAGAGAGGCAGGCACCGGAGGCACAACCAGCACCCGCUCCGGAAGAGAGCGCAGAGAAAACGACGACGACCGACAUCCAGCCCCAGCCCUUACCCGAGCCCCAGCCUCCACCCCGGCCACGCUCUCAGGAGAGAGUCCCGUCUGAAGAGCAGGAGGAGGAGAAGGGGGCGGUGAUAGUGACUGCACCCCCUCUGCCAGAGACAGUAGGCAGGGAGGUGCAGGUGGAGAACGAGGCCCCUGCCUCGAUGGAGACUGCCCCAGAGGGAGAGGGCAGGAGAGAGUGCUUCAACAGUGAGGAGGCUACUAGAGCCGAGGAGCGCCCUGUGCUGCUUCCUCUGGACCCCCCUCGCAGCGAGGACCCCCCAGCCCUGACCCCCGAGAGUGGGGAGGGGGAGUCUGUCCACUCGCGUCCCACCCUCCCCUCCGGAUACUCCAAACAGUUCCAGAAGUCCCUGCCCCCACGCUUUCUGAGACAGCAGGAGCAGAUGAAGCAGCAGCAAUGGCAGCAGCAGCAGCAGGCAGCGUCGGCAGCUCCCCUUUCCCCAGGGGCCCCGGCCCCCCCUCCCCAGCACCGCUCCCUCUACCAGCCCCUGGGGCCACACCAGCAGCACCUGGCCUCCAUGGGGUUCGACCCCCGCUGGCUCAUGAUGCAGUCCUACAUGGACCCCCGCAUGAUGUCGGGGCGCCCCCCUGCUAUGGACAUGCCCCCCAUGCACCCAGGGAGGAUGCCUCACAAGCAGCUGCUUAGGAGAGACCAGGUGGAGGGCGCUGGCUCCGGGUCCGACUCGUUUGAUCACCUGGCACGGCCUGUCAGAGACCACGGGCUGCCCGCGGAGCCCCGUAUGGUGUGGGGGUCUGAGCCGUACCCCCAAACAGAACCCCAGUCCGCUGCUACAGCCCCCAAAGUACAAGAUGAUCCCAAGGAGCCCAGGUCAGAGGCGGGGGUCGAGUUGGAGAGGCGCACUCCCACAGAGACCAGUCCCCUCAAACCCAGGACCAAGACAGACUGCUUCAGAGACCUGAUGGAGCACGAGGGCAGCAGCUUCAGCAGCCGAGCCACUGAGGACCUAGCGGGCCCCCUGCAGACUGAGAAAGGUCCCGGGGUGCCUGGGUUCGAGCCCAAGGAAGGGAGCCUGGCCCCUGCAGAGGAGACUCUGGGUGUGCCGGGGGAGAGCCCUGCGGCUCUGAAGAGGAGCGCGUCUCAGGGCUCCAGCCACUCUGUAAAGCUGGAGGAGCCCAGCUUUGAGGCAGCCUCCAAACCACAAGCCAAGGAGACGGCCGACCGCCCCGAGGACAAGCACAGGAAGGAGCCCUUUUCUCUGGGCAGCAGCAGCAGCAGCAGGACCAUCCCGCCAGCCGAGGGCCUGCCCAAAACAGACAAGCCGCCCAAAUCAAAAUCUGAGACGCGCUGGGGUCCUAGGCCGGGGGCCAGCAGGAGGGAGGGGCCCGGUGGAGAGCGACCGCUCCGCAGAUCGGGGCCCAUCAAGAAGCCUAUCCUGCGGGACAUGAAGGAGGAGAGGGAGCUGAGGAAGGAGAAGGAGGAGCGGCAUGAGAGAGGAGGGGGGAGGAAGGAGGGACCCAAAACAGAGAGCCAGAAAGCACCUGCUGGCGACGGGGUGAGGAGAGAGCCCCCUGCCUUGGCUCUUGAUACUUGGGAUACAGCGAGCGCAGGGAAGCCCGGGGGGGCUCUGGGGCCACCACUGGGGCCAACAGCUCUUGAGGAGAAACAGGAGAAGCAGCCACUGCCUGCCGUUGAGAAAACCCACCCCGAGACACCCAGGCCAGCCUCCAGGAAGGAAUCGAACCUGCCGCUGAGGGCUUACCCGAGAGAAGACAGGGACCAGGACCGGGUUCAAGAUAGGGAUAGGGACCGUGACCGGGUUCAAGAUAGGGAGAGGGACCGGGUUCAAGAUAGGGAGAGGGACCGGGUUCAAGAUAGGGACAGAGACCGGGACCGGGUUCAAGAUAGGGAGAGGGACCGGGUUCAAGAUAGGGACAGGGACCGUGACCGGGUUCAAGAUAGGGAGAGGGACCGGGUUCAAGAUAGGGAGAGGGACCGGGUUCAAGUUCAAGACAGAGACCGGGUUCAAGACAGGGACAGAGACUGGGGCCCAGAGCCAGGCUUCAGGGGCCACGGCAGGGGGGAGUACUACUCUCGUGGCCGCAAUUUCAGAGGCAGCUACGGGGGCCGGGCAAGGGCUAGCAGAGGCAGGAGUAGAGGGGAGUACCCCUACAGGGAGCCCCGGCCGCGCUCGGACCUGCCCCUCGGCUCGGCCGCCUCGUUCCGACGGCGGGAAGAGAGCGAGACGCGCAGUGAGAGCUCCGACUUCGAGGUGAUUCCCAAGAGGAGGCGCCGGCGUGGCUCCAACACGGACUCGGAGAGCGAGGCCCGGGACACAGCCAGCGACACUGGGGCCUCCGACAGGGAGAGCAGCAGCAAGGCCAGGCCGCUGCGCAGAGAGGACCUCAGGAGGAUUUUGAAAACAGCAGCAGUCUCCUUCCGCCCUCCUCCUCCUCCUUACACUGCACAGCCCGGCUCCAGGGAGCUUCGAGAGGAUGAUGGGGGGCGCCCCAAGCCAGGCUUCCUCCCCAGAGUGGAGCCCUCCAGGCGGGGCAGGGGAGCAGGGAUGUACAGGAGGGCUACUGGAAGGGAGAGAGGCCCACCCAGGUCGGCUCCAGUGAGACGUCUGGGGCUGAAGGAUUGCCAGUGGCCCUCAAAGCCUAUGGAGACAUUCAGGCCGGAGGGGGAGAGGUUGGAGCACGGCCAGGGGCUGAACUCGGAACGACGGCCGCUCAGGUUCGAGGGGAAGAAGUACCCGGAGCCCAUCCGGGAGAGGCCCAGAAGACAGAGGCCAGCCCGGCCGCCCAGACAGGACAAGCCGCCCCGCUUCCGCAGGCUGAAGGAGAGGGAGGCGGCAGCGGCCGAGGCAGGGGGGGGGCCCGGCAGGGCCAUACCCAGCGGCCCCCUGGACGACACAGCGGCAGCAGUAGGGGUCUCUGAGACAGCAGGGAGCAAGUCCCCCGACCUGUCCAAUCAGAACUCCUCCGACCAGGCCAACGAGGAGUGGGAGACGGCCUCCGAGAGCAGCGACUUCAACGAGCGCAGGGAGCGCAAAGGCGAGGCAGCCACAGCCUCUCAGGGGGCCCUGCCCAAGGGCACAGGCUCAGAGGGGGGGGCCACGCCCAAGCGAGAGGCCCUCACCGCGGCAGCCAAGAGGAGCUUCUCCAGCCAACGCCCCGGAGUGGAUCGGCAGAACCGACGUGGCAACAGCGGGCCCAAACCUGCUCGGGGCUACGGUGGGGGAAGGGGAGAGCGCAGAGGGCCCGGGGGCAAGCCGGGGCGCAGAGGCACUGUAUCCCAGCAUCCAGACCAGCACUCCUGCUUGGCUCAGCGGUCUGGGAAGGACCCGUCCGGGAGGCUCAAGGAGGAGGCCAAGAAACCCAAGGAGAAGGUGGAUGCGCUGUCACAGUUCGACCUGAACAACUAUGCCAGCGUGGUGAUUAUCGAUGACCACCCAGAGGUGACCACGCUGGAGGACCCCCAGUCCAACACCAUGGACGACGGCUUCACAGAGGUGGUGUCGCGCAAGCAGCAGAAACGACUCCAGGACGAGGAGCGGAGGAAGAAAGAGGAGCAGACUGUGCAGAACUGGAGCAAGAAGGGUUCAGGUGAAAAGGGCCGAGGCGGGAGCUCCAAGCUGCCUCCCAGAUUUGUGAAGAAGCAGCAGCAGCAGAAACAGGCAGCAGCAGCGGCUCAGCCUCGGAGCCAGACUCCCCUGCAGCCUGCACCCCAGCCUGUCGAGGGGGCUGUCCCACCACCCAGCAGCAGCAGUGAGUUCCCCGGCCAGGCCAAGGGACUGCCUGCCAGCCAGCCUCACAGCACCCUCGGCACAGAGCUCUGGGAAAACAAGAUGACCUCAUCCGCCGUGCUCACAGACAUGACUAAGAAACUGGGACCCAUCAGCCCUCCCCAGCCUCCCUCUGUCAGUGCCUGGAACAAGCCCCUCACAUCAUUCAUAGGCGCUGUGGCCCCGGAGCAGGGGGCAAAGCCUGGCCUAGACACAGGUGUGGAGAUGGGCAUGGAGAGCAUCCAGUUUGGGGCUCCUUCGUCCUCGGGCAGCACGGACAGCGACUGCACCCCGACUCUGCUGGAGAAGGGCCCCGAUAACAAACUCCCAGAGCCCAAGGAGCAGAGGCAGAAGCAGCCGCGCGCCGGGCCCAUCAAGGCACAGAAGCUGCCAGAGGUGAGCCUCCCAGAGAAUAAGGAGUACAAGCCGGGCCCCAUCGGGAAGGAGCGCUCGCUGAAGAACCGCAAAGUGAAGGAUGUCCGCCAGGCUGAGAGCGAGGGGCCCGACAAGUCGGGUCCGGGGGCCACCAGGAGCCCAGACCCCCACUCCCCUGCUAAGGACAGCAAGGGGGUCCCGGAGCUGGACUCUGACAUGGAGAGCAUGAUCUCUGUGUCCACACCCGAGUUUGGAGCCAGCAGCAAGGAAUCCGUGACAGAUUACACCUCUCCUUCCUCUUCACUGGCAGAGACAGUCUCCAAGGGAAGCAGCAAGAUGGAGGAGAGCCUGGUCUCCAGUGUGCCCUUGCCCCACACCCUCCCCCUCCCCAGGAGGGAGACUCUGCAGCAGAGCUCCAGCCUGACUCAGGUCUCUCCCGCUACCGUUGACUUCACUCUCAAGAUGGAGUCUGCGCGGAAGGCCUGGGAAAACUCCCCCAGCAUGGGUGAGAAGAGUUCCCCGGUGACCUCGUCCGCCCCCCCCAUCGCCAGCGGCGCCGGAGCCAACAGCGCCACCUACAGCUCCUUCUCCAGCGCAUCCCUACCUCCAAUCCCAGUGGCCUCCGUCACGCCCACCACCUCCCUCCAGGUGUCUUCAGUGUCUGUCUGCACGCCCUCUCCCCCAGGCUCUGGUACCUACACCACAGCCUCCCUGAGCACCAAGACCACCAGCACCUCCGACCCUCCCAAUAUCUGCAAAGUGAAGCCCCAGCAGCUCCAGAGCAGCAGCAUGGCCUCGACGGCACACUUCUCCCCGCUGGGCUGCAUCCCCUCCCUGCUCGCCCCCCAGCAGCAGCAGCAGCAGCAGCAAGCCCAGCAGGUCUUCGUCUCCCAGUCUGCAGCAGGUUCUGCUGCUCAGAUCCCUGCCUUCUACAUGGACACGAGCCACCUGUUCAGCACACAGCCCCCGCGCCUGGGCCACCCCUCGCUGGCACAGCAGCAAGGCUUCCAGCCUGGACUCUCUCAGGUUUGGGACGGCUCUCCUCAGACCCAGUCUCGAUUGUUUGAUUUUCCCUUGCAGCCCACUGCGGUCCAGCAGAUCCCCAUCCCCAUCUACGCCCCCCUCCAGGGCCAGCACCAGGGCCUGGGCACCGGCCCGCCGGUCUCACAGGCACAGGAGCUCUUCAGCACCUCCCUGCACCAGCCCUACAGGUCCCAGCAGGCGUUCUUGCAGAACAGCCUGUCUCAGCCCUCGCCGGUGGUUCUGUCUGGGGCUGGCCAGCACUCCCCCAUGAUGCUGUCGGGGACCGCGCUGCACAGCUACCCCGGCGUGCAGCCCUCCGAUCUCAGCAAGGCUCAGUCUGGCCUGGCCUUCCAGCAGACCUCCAGCACCCAACACAUCCCCAUCCUCUUCGAGCCCCAGCUCAACCAGCCGUCCGGCCUGGGGGGCUCGCAAUUCAUGGACACCCACACACACCUCUUACAGGCACGCCAGGGACUGAGCCAGCCCUCCAACUUGUACUCUGGGCAGCCUGGCCAAAGCAGCUACUACAGCUCCACACAGUCUGCCAGCUCUGCCCUGCAGCAGGUAAACGUACCCACACACUCGCACACGGGCCAGAGCAGCUUUUACAGCACCAGGCAGUACCCCAGCCCAGCCGUGCAGCAGAUGACGGUGUCUCUCCCGGGCUCCCAGCUCUCCCUUUCUAACUUUGGCUCGACGGGGGGCCACCAGCCCCUCAUCGCGCUGCCCCAGUCCAUGCAGCCGCAGGGCCCCCAGGCUCAGGCACAGAGCCUCAGCAGACAGGCUCAGCUCAAUCAGCCUUUCCGGGGGCUCCUGAACCAGAGCCAGCACAGCAUGAUGCAGGCUUCCAGCAAGGUGUGUGAGGUGGACCUGAAGCUGUUUGGCAGUGGGAUGGAUAUGAAGCCUGGGACCCCUCCGAUCAGUGCCAGGAGCACCACCCCCACCUCCGGCCCCUUCAGGGCCAGCUCCACCAGUCCCAGCAGCCAGUCCAGUAAGAUGAACAGCAUUUUGUACCAGAAGCAGUUCCAGUCUGCAGCGGCGGCGGCGGCGGCGGCAGGGGUUCGAAUGCCCCCGCACUUCCAGGCACAGUUCACACCGCAGAUGAUGUCUCAGCCCAGCCUGGUGCCUCCCAUGGUGAGGCCUCCCCAUGGCAGUUCUUUCAACCCGGGGGUGCAGCGGACGUCUGUGGGUCCCCCAAUGUCCCCCUCCCUCAUGAGUCACCCCCGCCCACAGUACAUGAGCCGUGGGCCCCCUGGGUCCCCCAUGGGACCCCGCGGAAACCAGGCCUUGCUCAAGGCAGAGCAGGAUCUCAAGGCGAAGCAGCGCGCUGAGGUGCUCCAGUCCACUCACAAGUUCUUCUCUGAGCAGCAGCAGCACAAGCCCGCUCUGAGCAAACCCUCCGACGGGAGCCAACAGCCCUCCGAGAGCUUCGCACCACAGCCCCUCUCCCUGGGGCACGAGGGGGAUAAGGGGUCCUCCCAGUCCCCCUCCUUCACUACCCCCGGCUCCAAACCUGUCCGGACCGGGCCCAUCAAACCGCAGGCCAUCAAACCAGAGGAGACCAAAUAACAGGAGGAGGAGGAGGAAGAGGAGGACCGCACUGCGCCUUUCAGACAUGAAGGGGAUGUUAAUGAAGACUGUAGAGAUUCAAGAACACUGUCGCAUCCACACUUGCACACUCACACAUACAAUGAAACUCCUUUCACUGAGGCAGACCCUGGGAUGAGAGUUGAGGCUGCAUUGUGUGCAGAAGGAGAUCUCCUGGCCAGGCCUGUGAGUCUGUCUCUCUCUCUCUCGUCUUUUAUAUUCACUUCUAGUUACUAUUACGAAUGCUCCUUCCUCUAUUGGUCCUGCCUGAUUUGGCAGACUGGUAUCCCCAAGUACUGAGUGACCCCAUUGGCACUGUACAGAGACACAUUGGAGCAGCCAUGCUCGUUCUCUUUCGUUUGUACAGGGUUAAUCGCUCUAUUCACUAUGUACCGUCUUACUUGCAUUAUCUGUUUGUUUUUUUUUUGGUUUGAUUACAGAAACUAAUAAAAUAAUAAGCUGUAAACAGA
Molecule: messenger RNA, 9293 nt
Organism: Polyodon spathula (Mississippi paddlefish)
Lineage: Eukaryota; Metazoa; Chordata; Actinopteri; Acipenseriformes; Polyodontidae
Gene: prrc2c
Product: proline-rich coiled-coil 2C
Exons: 34
Coding region: 412-8805 (2797 amino acids)
Biological process (GO): cell differentiation
Source: RefSeq, a predicted model, not a curated record